CUGCGCUUUUCCCGGCCCAGCCACGAAUUUCUUUUCUUUUGUCGUGUUCAUCACCCCCCAAACUCACACAAGAUGGGAGACGACACAGCUCGCGUCGAUGAGCUCAGCAUCAAUGGCGAAACGAAGGUGAGCGAUACAACCGAGCCCGACCAAGCCGAGGCCGAAGCCCUGGACAAGGGUUUCCUGCAAGGCGAUCAUGAGCGAGCCAUCCAAGGCGAACAGCGUUUCCAUCGCUUGGGUUGGAAGCGUCUGACCAUUGUGCUGAUUGUACAAUCCAUUGCAUUGGGUAGCCUGAGUCUGCCAGCUGCGUUCGAAACGCUGGGCAUGGUGGCUGGCGUGUUCUUGACUCUCGGAUUAGGGAUUAUCGCCAUCUACGCCAGCUACAUCAUCGGGCUGGUCAAGCUCAAGUAUCCACACUUGCCACAUAUCGUGGACUUUGGACGUCUACUCAUGGGCAGCAUUGGUGACAAAGUUCUGGGGGUCGCGUUCGUGGCUCUCCUAACUAUGACCGUCGGUUCGCAUUGCUUAACAGGGAAACUAGCCCUGGCGACUAUCACAGGAAGUAACGUGUGCGCCCUCAUGUUCAGCGUGGUGUCUGCUAUCAUCCUCUUUGUCUUUGCUGUGCCCCCUACCUUUGCGGAUAUCUCCAUCCUGGGGUACAUUGAUUUCGCCUCCAUCAUCUUAGCCAUUGGGGUUGUCAUGAUCGCCACGGGAAUCCAACAUUCCCACAACACGGCCGUUGCGUCAGCCGCGUGGUCGGCCUGGCCAAAGGAAGGCUUGACUCUUAGUGAGGCAUUUGUUGCGAUCUCGAAUAUCGCUUUCGCAUACGCGUUUGCCGGGGCCCAGCCGACCUUUAUGGACGAGAUGCACACCCCUACCGAUUUUACCAAGUCCAUCACCACACUCGCCGUCACGCAAAUGACCAUCUACACCGUCACCGGGGCUUUGAUCUAUGCAUUCGUGGGGCAAGGGGUCCAGUCCCCCGCACUGCUGUCCGCCAGCCCCCUGAUUGCUAAGAUCGCUUUUGGUGUUGCCCUGCCUGUCAUCUACAUUUCGGGCGCCAUCAACGCCACCAUCGCCGCCCGAUUCAUGCACGGCCGUAUCUUCCAAGGUUCCACCGCGCGGUACAUCAACACCCCAAUGGGAUGGGCAACGUGGCUCACAAUCGUGGCCUGCAUCAAUGUGGUUGGUUGGGUUGUCGCCGAAGCCAUCCCUUUCUUCUCCGAGCUUCUCUCUAUUUGUGGCUGCUUGCUGGUCUCCGGCUUCUCCUUUUACCUCCCGCCCUUGAUGUGGUUCUUUUUGCUCAAGGAAGGGGCCUGGUUUGAUCGGCAAAACCUUCGCACCGCUAUCCUGAAUCUGAUCGUCUUUGUGGUGGGAGUCACUAUACUUGGUUGUGGGAUGUAUGCAAGUGUAACUGGAGUGAUCGCCGCGUUCCAGACGGGAUCGAUCAAUCGUCCGUUUUCAUGUAGUGUCUAG
This is a messenger RNA of Aspergillus japonicus CBS 114.51, 1476 nucleotides long. RefSeq lists its product as uncharacterized. The record is from RefSeq and is a predicted model, not a curated record. Gene Ontology annotation, molecular function: amino acid transmembrane transporter activity. Bases 73 to 1476 code for a protein of 467 amino acids. Gene Ontology annotation, cellular component: vacuolar membrane. Lineage: Eukaryota; Fungi; Ascomycota; Eurotiomycetes; Eurotiales; Aspergillaceae. Gene Ontology annotation, biological process: amino acid transmembrane transport. The transcript has 2 exons.